CGUUGCGCACCGUGCGCCCAAAAAAUCCAAUCCAAUACGAAUGGAAAAAUAAAAAACAAAAGCAAAACCGAGGGAUAAACGAAGGAUCAGAGAUACUGCUAAAAAAUCAAAGUAAUGAAAGUGGAAAAAAAAAAAUAACAAAGAGUGGUGUACCUUCAGUAAAACUUGGUGACUUGGUCACUCAGUGAGUGUCUCAUAAUAAUCACUGCUGACGUCUCCCAGUGUCUCGUUUUACCCCAGAUAUGUGUUACCAGUGAUUUCCAGUAUUCCACUUGACCUGGGAAUGUUCAAUAGUUGAUAAACACCGAGGAAUAUCGAUGGUGAAAUGAUUUAUUUUAUUCAGUACCUGGUAAAAUGUGAUGUUAUCGAAAUUCUUCUUGACACUCGCACGUCCUUGAGUUCUUCGAGGUGAAUUCUCCGAAAAAAUCAGUGACUGAGGGACUUGUUUUUUUUUUUUUCGGAGAUACUUUUUUAGCCGAUCUGUCCGUCAAAGUGAUAAUGUCCGAGAGUUCGGAUCAAUUGUCCUCGCCGAAUAGCGAGUGCAACAGUCAAAUGGGUCAUCGGAGUGGUUAUGUGAAUACGAUACAGGGAUUAUCGUUGAAUCUUCAUCAGCAUCAGCAGAAUUCAGGUGUUACGACGGGGAAUAGUCCGAGGUAUGGACAGGAACAGAGUGCUUGUAAUUCAUUGAAUAUUUCUAAUAUGGGACUCAAUGUUACCGGUAGUACCGCCGAUUUUACACCAGAGCAGAUAUCGUGCAUGUGUGAGGCACUCUCGCAGAGUCAUGAUAUUGAAAAGCUCACCAGAUUUUUAUGGUCAUUGCCGCCGGGUGAAUUGGGCCGUGGAGGCGAGAGUGUUUUAAUGGCCCGUGCAGCAGUAGCAUUUCACCGUGGCGCUUACCACGAGCUCUAUACAAUUCUCGAAAGCCACCCAUUCUCCCCACGACGUCAUCCUGAGCUUCAACAAAUGUGGUACAAAUCCCAUUACUGCGAGGCUGAGAAAAUCCGUGGUCGCGCCCUAGGUGCAGUCGAUAAAUACCGUUUGCGAAAAAAGUAUCCACUACCGAAAACGAUUUGGGACGGUGAGGAGACGGUUUACUGCUUCAAGGAGCGAUCGAGAAAUGCACUGAAAGAAUGUUAUAAGAGAAAUCGUUAUCCAACACCCGAUGAUAAGAAAGAUUUGGCCAAAAAGACUGGUCUCACCCUCACGCAGGUCUCCAAUUGGUUCAAAAAUCGAAGACAACGGGAUCGAACGCCGCAAACCAGACCGGAGAUGAUCUCUCUAAAUUGCCAAAGCACAAAUGGAAACAUGAGUAAUGGAGUGAGCAGUACAGGGGGUCCACAUCAGCCGCUGCAGCCCCUAGAGUCGAGUAGUCCAAACCUUGCGAUGUCACCGAUAUCAACGAUAGGAAUGUCCCCAGUUGGAAUGAACCCGUGCAGUCCAAUGGGCAUGAGUCCAAUGGGACCCCAUCAUCACGGAUAUGCUGCACCAGUGACCCCAUCAUCAGUGCAUUCAGCUCAUCCUCACAACGGCGCCCUCAGCCCCAUGAAUGAUGUCAAAACCCUGUGCUACGGACGUGGAGUCUACGACAGCGGAAAAGACAUGGAUCAAGCCGCGGUCUACUACUCCAGUCACACCGGCAUGCAUCAUCAGUAUUAUCAGCAGAGUCACCACCAGAUGAUGACUGGAACUCAUCAUCAUCACCAUCAGCAAACAAUGUCCAGUGGUUAUGAAAUUAUGUUACCCCCGCCCCAGCACUCGAUGUGACCUGCAGAUUGUAAUUCUCGUGAGGAUCAAUCCACUAGUGAUGAUAUUCUCUCGCGAAUACACGCAUUUGCGUGAACAGAACCGGUGUUAUUUACUUAAAUUAGUUAAUUACUUGAUGAAGGCUAUCGCGUUAUAAGAGAAUUCAUUCUUUUUCAUCUUUAGGGGUAAAUCAGUAGAGAAAUGUCAGUCAGACUGGUUUUGAGGAGCAGGCCGUGUCAAUUUUUAGGGAACUUGUGUUUCUCGUUGCCAAAUCUUCAUUGACAAUCAUUUUCCUUUUAUAAACAAAAAAAAAAUCAAUAAAUAAAAAUUGGCAAGUGCUUCUUUUGGAGAGGGUGGAGUCAAAUCUCAAAAUUGAAUUCCAAAAUUUUUUGGUAGAAACCGCAAGCGAAGAAAAUCAAUAGAUUUGAAAUUUUGUGUAAGAUUUAUUUCGUUGUGACUAUUAGACGUAUAAAAAUCUCGAAAAAUUUAUUUCAUCAAGUUAUUAUUGACGACUUCGAAAUGAUUUCUUUUAUUCAAGCACCCACUUCAACCCAAUGUCUCCCAUCUCAAUAACGACUGUUAGAAGAAAUUAUCCCUGACCUAAUUGGAGACAAUUUCCCGCAGAAAGCAAUUAAGGAGUCCUUGAGAAAGCACUGUCAAGGUAAUGCACCAUUUUCUCCUUCAGUUUUUUUAGAAUCCAUUCAACUGCAGAAAAAAAAAUGCAUCCAAUUUUUUUUUCUUUCCAAAAAAUGAGAACUGAAUUUUUUCACUCAUCUUCAAUCCUAACUGCUAAACAUUGCUCUCAAUGCAAUUUAUUCAAAGGAAUACCCAUAGCAAUAAAUGAAACAAACUUUGAAUAAAUUUUUCUAAAGAUCAAUAGUCUACUGCAGUAGAAAUGCACUACGAAAAAAAUUUCAGGUAAAAUAAUAAUAGUCCCAAAAAGUUGUAAGCAUUUUUAUGGUAUCACUUACUGUAAAUAGUACUGAUGGAACAACAGAUAGCGAUAAUUAUUACGUGUAUCAAAUGUAUAUAAAGCGAUCGAAG
Fopius arisanus is the source of this 2787-nucleotide messenger RNA. It is a transcript of the gene Six4, whose product is annotated as homeobox protein SIX1. NCBI's taxonomy places the organism in Eukaryota, Metazoa, Arthropoda, Insecta, Hymenoptera, Braconidae. Gene Ontology annotation, cellular component: transcription regulator complex; nucleus. Gene Ontology annotation, molecular function: DNA-binding transcription factor activity, RNA polymerase II-specific; RNA polymerase II cis-regulatory region sequence-specific DNA binding. Bases 499 to 1764 code for a protein of 421 amino acids. Gene Ontology annotation, biological process: regulation of transcription by RNA polymerase II. The record is from RefSeq and is a predicted model, not a curated record. The transcript is spliced from 4 exons.